AUGGAUAAGUUAAGAUCUAUAGUCCCUACUGUUCUUAGAGACCAGGUCUCACCCUAGUAAAAAAGACUUAAAAAUAACAAAAUUUCAUCCACUAAGUACAAUGUACUAACUUUUCUACCAGUUUCAUUGCUGGUCCAAUUCACAAGAGUAGUUAACGUAUUUUAUUUGUUCAACGGUAUCCUUCAAAGUAUUCCUAGUAUAAGUACAAACAGUCCUCUAGCAACUAUAAUUCCAUUAGCUGUUGUUGUGCUACUAGAUAUCAAUACCAAAGGAAAAUUGUAAAGUGCUGAUAUUAGGGUGGGAGACAUAAUUGAACUAGCUGAUGAUUAAAUAAUCCCAGCAGAUUGUAUUUUACUAGCUACUUCUGAUGAUAAUGGCUAGUGCUUCGUCCAAACAUCUUCACUUGAUGGUGAAAAAAACUUGAAGCCCAAACUUGCUCUUAAGUUCAUUUAGGAAAAUCUAGACAAGUUGCUGGCAGAUCCCAGUAUUAGAUUUUAGGUAUAAAUAAAUGAACCUGAGAAGAAUCUCUAUAAAUUUAAGGCCCUUUUGAACUUUCAAAAUUCCAAUGAUUCAUAGCAUUUUAAUCUUGAGUUCAAUCAGUUCAUACAUGCGGGAUCCCUUUUGAGGAAUUCAAAUAAGGUAUUGGCGAUGGUAAUAUAUACAGGGGCAGAGACAAAAAUUAUUCUUAACUAAGGAUCAUACCAUUAUAAGCAGUCUUAGAUUGAAAAAUAAGCAAACUUCAUCUUGCUAAUAAAUGUCAUCAUUAUUCUAGCAGUAUCAGUAAUAAUGGCUUUUAAGAUGUAUUUUUUCAUUGAAGAAAAUGGAACUUAGAUGAGAUAUGUGUUUCCAGAAUCAGAGAUUGACUCUAAGUACUAUGCGAUAAAUGGCUUCUUUUCUUUCUAUAUAUUGAUGAACAAUCUAAUACCUCAAGCUCUUGUUAUUACAUUAGAAAUUUCGAAGGUCUGGUAUGCUAAAUUUAUGGAGGGAGACGCUUAAUUUUUAACAAUUGAUGAGUAAGAUGGUCAGUUAAGCACAUGCAGAGUUUAAAAUUUAACAUUGCAUGAAGAACUUGGAAAUGUCAACUACAUGCUUUGUGAUAAGACAGGUACUCUCACAUAAAAUGAACUUUAAUAUAAGGCAUUUGCUUGUGUUGGAGUAGAUUUUGACGAUGAAAUACAUAACAUCAAAGAGUUUUGUUAACUUAGGAAGAACAAUGAGGAUUUUUUAAACUUUUGGCGAUGCAUUUGCCUCUGUCAUGAAAUUUAAAGCAUUCAAUAGAAAACAGGAAAGACCAUUUUAUCUGGAUCAUCCUAAGACGAGUUGUCAUUACUACACAUGGCUGAGAAGUCAAAUUUUGCAAAAUUUAUCAAAAGAGAUUCUGAUACAUCAACUAUCGAAUUAGAUGGGGAAAUCGAGUAGUUUGAAAUAUUGAAAAUAUUUGAAUUCACUUCAGAAAGGAAAAUGAUGAGUGUCAUAUUAAAAAGUAGGUAAACAGGUCAGAUUUUCUUGCUUGCUAAAGGAGCUGAUGGAGCUAUGAUUCCAUUAAUUUAAUAAAAAUCACAGCAAGAUGAGGUUACUCUUUAAUACAUAAAUAACUUUGCUAAGAAAGGCUAUAGAACUCUAGUCUUUUGUAUGAGAGAACUUUUCUUUGAGUAAUUGGACCUUGAUGAUAGGUAUGGUGACUUAGAUUAGAAUGAAAUUGAAAAAGAUUUGAAACUAUUAGGAGUGACAGCAGUAGAGGAUCUCCUGUAAGAAGAUGUUGAUGUAUGCCUUAAUGAAUUCUAAGAUGCAAAUAUUAAUGUUUGGAUGCUAACUGGGGAUAAAGGUGAAACAGCAGAGGCUAUAGGAUACUCAUGUGGAUUGUUUAGAUCUAAAUAUAAAAUUGAGAAAAUUGAAGAGGAAUUUGGUUAGGAUGCAGAUCCUUUAAUCCCUGCCAUAAAUUAAGAGAUGGGACUUAUGAUAUCUGGAAGCAAGAUCACUCAUUUAAUGUCAGAUGAGAGUUAUUCAGAGAGAUUACUGGAAGUACUUAAAUUUAGUAAAGCUGUAAUUAUAUACAGAUGCUCGCCAGCUUAGAAAGCAGACAUAGUUGAUCUAGUCAAAAAGAAAUUUCAAGGAUCUAUAACCCUCGCAGUCGGUGAUGGAGCUAAUGAUGUUAACAUGAUUCAACGAGCUCAUGUCGGUAUUGGUAUAAUUGGAAAAGAAGGUAAUUAAGCAGCAUAGUUUUCAGAUUAUGCCUUGCCAAACUUCAAAAGUUUACGAAGAUUAUUAUUUUGGCACGGAAGAACAUUCGGAGUCAGAUUCUCUAACUUUGUCAAAUGGUUUAUAUACAAGAAUAGUAUCUACAGUUCUACCCUCCUUUACUUUAGUAUCUAGAAUGGAUUUUCAGGCUAAAGUUUAUAUUCAGACCUAUUUUAUUCAACAUACGAUGUUAGUUUAACUACAGUGGCUGUGGUCGCUUAUUGUAUUUUUGAUUAGGAUAUAGACUUCAAACUAACUGGGAAUGAAAAAUAACUCAAGAUUAAACUAUCUUAAUACUACAAACAUGGAAGAGAUUUAGUAAUAAGCACAACAGUGAAGCAGUAUUGGUUUUGGCUGGUUUAUGUUUUCAUUUCAAGCAUACCUAUUUAUCUGAUUUCCUAGUAUGCUUAUUAUCAUGCAAUUGUUUCCUCAGAUGGCAAAACAGAGGGUGUCUGGGCUUCAGGUUUUGCUUCUAUAUUUAUAAUGGUGCUUUCACAUCAUGUCAUGAUAAUUUUCUGUACUAGAAACUGGACAUGGAUGACAGUGGCUUUUUACAUUUUUUCAUUUAGUAUAUUUUUGCCUAUUACUGUCGCAUUUGAAAAUAUUCUAGAAGGUGGUGAGCUAUAUGCUAUUGGAUUUAGCGAUAUUAUGCAUUAACCAUAAUUUUGGCUUUCAAUUUUUGUUGCUAGUGCCAUAGUAAUAUUCCCCUACUAUAUAGUCUACAAUAUUUGGCAUACUAUUCUAUAUCCCCAGUAUGUAUAAUGA
Molecule: messenger RNA, 3003 nt
Organism: Stylonychia lemnae
Lineage: Eukaryota; Ciliophora; Spirotrichea; Sporadotrichida; Oxytrichidae
Source: the annotation of a GenBank genome assembly